UUUUGACAAACGUCCUCCUCCUUCGACCCCACAGGCGUCGUUUUUUAAAACAUGUUGAGUGAAAGUUGAAAGAGUCCCUCCGUGGAGCCUAAGGAAUGCUCGGCAAAGACAACACGUACCAAGAGUUCAACGAUGACGACGACGUUAGGCGUUCUCCAGACUUCUUUGGGGACCCGAUUGAAGACGACCAGGAUCCUGACGACAGCGUUUCACCGGAGGACGAGGCGAGGGGCAGCCCGUCGUCCAUCAUGGUGAGCAAGACCUGCCUGAAGAACGUCUUCACGGUGGUGCUCAUCUUCAUCUACCUGCUCCUGACGGCCGUGGCCGCCUUCCUGGCCUACCAGACCAUCUCCGACUUCCUGGAGAAGCUCAACCACCCGGUCAUGUCCGUCACCUACAAGGAGGUGGACGUCUUCUCGCCGCCAGGUAUCGCUCUGUACCCGGGCAACGCGCAGCUGCUGAGCUGUCGCCACCACGACCAUGACCGCAUCCCGCCUCUGGUGGACCCCGGCAAGCCCCAAGCGGGGGACUGCGUCAUCAAGGAGGUGACCUACUUGGGACCCUUCACCAAUGGAACACAGAAGAAGGCGCUGGUGGUCCGUGGCCCCUCGGACGUCAGGAACAAGGAGUUGAUCUUCAUGCAGUUUAGUCAGAACGAAACAGAGGAGGACUUCAGCGCCAUCACCUACAUGCUGUUCGCCAACUUUAGCGACCUUGCAGACAGUCGGAAUAAAUCCCAGUUCAUGAGGGACUGUGAGAGGAAUUACUCCAUGUGGACCUUUUCCGGGGGAUUCCGAACCUGGGUCAAGAUGUCUUUAGUCAGGACUUCGGGGAAGAGCAAUGAAUCUGUGGAGUUUCGCCAAGAGUCGGCUGUGGUCAAAUUCAACGACAAGAGGCCCGAACCCGAGAGAAGCAACCAGCUCUUCUUUGCGGUUUUUGAGUGGCGGGAUCCUUUCAUGCAAGAAAUUCGACUGAUCGUGACCGCAAACGCAUGGAGCUCGGUGGCCAUUCUGUGUGGGGUUUUUAUGGCCUUCUUCAAGGCGGCCAACUUUGCCAAACUCAGCGUCCAGUGGAUCAUCAGGAUGCGCAAGAGGCACCAGAGGCACAAAGCCAGGGAGCUGAGUCCCAUCACGGAGGAGAGUCCACCCAAGUGAUUGUGUUACGCUCAUCCAGACCACUAUUUUUUAUAAAAAGGGGGGGGGGGGGGGACACUCAGGCAAUAAUUGUGUGAAUGCUCCAAAACAUUCACACAUGGUUUUCUACACCAAAAUUCUUCCAUUUAUUCUUCUUCUUCUCCAAAUUUUGGCCCGUUCUACCUUGCACAUUUUUCACCCGAUUCAAGCCGUUCCAACUUCAAACUGUUCAGCCUAUUCGGGAAUCGCGAGCUUUCCCUUGACAAAUUCCAAAAAUUCCCAGAUUUCCCAGAAUUCCAGGUUUUCCGGGACAUUUUUCCCCUUCAAAAUGAAUUUGCCAUUUUUCAAACUUCCACCAUUUCCACAUUUUUCAACCGAUUCCAACCGUUCCACGUUCAACAUAUUCCACUCAUCCUGGAAAUUCAAACUAUCAUUUUUACAAGUUCAAAUAAAUUCCAGGAAUUCCCAGUUUUCCACACCCUAUUUUCACCCUUUUUUUAUGUCGACUACUCCUCCCACAUUUUUCAACCCACUUCAACCGUCAAAACAUUCCUCUUAGUCAGGACAAAAAAAGUUGUUUUUUAAACUGGAAAAAUUCCCGGUUUUCCCGAAAUUCCAGGAAUUCCGUAAUACCAUUACUCAAUAAAAAAUGUUACUACUUCAACAUUUCUGGGCUGAAUUGAAAAAUUCCAACACCAACCAUUUCAACUCA
Messenger RNA from Nerophis lumbriciformis (worm pipefish), 1845 nucleotides. It is a transcript of the gene pacc1, whose product is annotated as proton activated chloride channel 1. Lineage: Eukaryota; Metazoa; Chordata; Actinopteri; Syngnathiformes; Syngnathidae. The record is from RefSeq and is a predicted model, not a curated record.